This is a messenger RNA of Callithrix jacchus (white-tufted-ear marmoset), 9222 nucleotides long. RefSeq names its product cullin associated and neddylation dissociated 1 (gene CAND1). The record is from RefSeq and is a predicted model, not a curated record. Gene Ontology annotation, biological process: SCF complex assembly. NCBI's taxonomy places the organism in Eukaryota, Metazoa, Chordata, Mammalia, Primates, Cebidae.
GUGCUUGGGCGAGGCCUCCUGAACUCUGACCUUAGCUUUCCGUAGCGUCCUGCGUCUUCCGCCCCCGUCCCCGAGCGAAGUAGGCGGGCUUUGGCCUUUUGCCCUAGGGAGCGAGUGCGGAGGGAGUGGGAGCGAGACGGCCCUGAGUGGAAGGGUCUGGUUACCCUUACUGGCCGUGCUGUACGCCUCGCCGCCCAUGAGUUCGUCCUUCCGCGAAUAGCGCCGUCAUUAGGCUGGUCCGGUAGCCUCGGCUUACCCCGGGACAGGCCCACGCCUCGCCGGGGAGGGGGCAGCCCGUCGAGGCGCCUCCCUAGUAAGCGUCGGCGUCGCGCUGCGACCCUGGAAGCGGGAGCUGCAGCGAGCGAGAGGAGGAGCUCCAGCGGCGGCAGCGGGCGGCAGCUCCAGCAGCGCCAGCGGGCGGGAUCGAGGCCGUCAACAUGGCGAGCGCCUCGUACCACAUUUCCAAUUUGCUGGAAAAAAUGACAUCCAGCGACAAGGACUUUAGGUUUAUGGCUACAAAUGAUUUGAUGACGGAACUGCAGAAAGAUUCCAUCAAGUUGGAUGAUGAUAGUGAAAGGAAAGUAGUGAAAAUGAUUUUAAAGUUACUGGAAGAUAAAAAUGGAGAGGUACAGAAUUUAGCUGUCAAAUGUCUUGGCCCUUUAGUGAGUAAAGUGAAAGAAUACCAAGUAGAGACAAUUGUAGAUACCCUCUGCACUAACAUGCUUUCUGAUAAAGAACAACUUCGGGACAUUUCAAGUAUUGGUCUUAAAACAGUGAUUGGAGAACUUCCUCCAGCUUCCAGUGGCUCUGCAUUAGCUGCUAAUGUAUGUAAAAAGAUUACUGGACGUCUUACCAGUGCAAUAGCAAAGCAGGAAGAUGUCUCUGUUCAGCUAGAAGCCUUGGAUAUUAUGGCUGAUAUGUUGAGCAGGCAAGGAGGACUUCUUGUUAAUUUCCAUCCUUCAAUUCUGACCUGUCUACUUCCCCAGUUGACCAGCCCUAGACUUGCAGUGAGGAAAAGAACCAUUAUUGCUCUUGGCCAUCUGGUUAUGAGCUGUGGAAAUAUAGUUUUUGUAGAUCUUAUUGAACAUCUGUUGUCAGAGUUGUCCAAAAAUGAUUCCAUGUCAACAACAAGAACCUACAUACAAUGUAUUGCUGCUAUUAGUAGGCAAGCUGGUCAUAGAAUAGGUGAAUACCUUGAGAAGAUAAUUCCUUUGGUGGUAAAAUUUUGCAAUGUAGAUGAUGAUGAAUUAAGAGAAUACUGUAUUCAAGCCUUUGAAUCAUUUGUAAGAAGAUGUCCUAAGGAAGUAUAUCCUCAUGUUUCUACCAUUAUAAAUAUUUGUCUUAAAUAUCUUACCUAUGAUCCAAAUUAUAAUUACGAUGAUGAAGAUGAAGAUGAAAAUGCAAUGGACGCUGAUGGUGGUGAUGAUGAUGAUCAAGGGAGUGAUGAUGAAUACAGUGAUGAUGAUGACAUGAGUUGGAAAGUGAGACGUGCAGCUGCUAAGUGCUUGGAUGCCGUAGUUAGCACAAGGCAUGAAAUGCUUCCAGAAUUCUACAAGACCGUCUCUCCUGCACUAAUAUCCAGAUUUAAAGAGCGUGAAGAGAAUGUAAAGGCAGAUGUUUUUCACGCAUACCUUUCUCUUUUGAAGCAAACUCGUCCUGUACAAAGUUGGCUAUGUGACCCUGAUGCAAUGGAACAGGGAGAAACACCUUUAACAAUGCUUCAGAGUCAGGUUCCCAACAUUGUUAAAGCUCUGCACAAACAGAUGAAAGAAAAAAGUGUGAAGACCAGACAGUGUUGUUUUAACAUGUUAACUGAGCUGGUAAAUGUAUUACCUGGGGCCCUAACACAACACAUUCCUGUGCUUGUACCAGGAAUCAUUUUCUCCCUGAAUGAUAAAUCAAGCUCAUCGAAUUUGAAGAUUGAUGCUUUGUCGUGUCUAUACGUAAUCCUCUGUAACCAUUCUCCUCAAGUCUUCCAUCCUCAUGUUCAGGCUUUGGUUCCUCCAGUGGUGGCCUGUGUUGGAGACCCAUUUUACAAAAUUACAUCUGAAGCACUUCUUGUUACUCAACAGCUUGUCAAAGUAAUUCGUCCUUUAGAUCAGCCUUCCUCAUUUGAUGCAACUCCUUACAUCAAAGAUCUAUUUACCUGUACCAUUAAGAGAUUAAAAGCAGCUGACAUUGAUCAGGAAGUCAAGGAAAGGGCUAUUUCCUGUAUGGGACAAAUUAUUUGCAACCUCGGAGACAAUUUGGGUUCUGACUUGCCUAAUACACUUCAGAUUUUCUUGGAGAGACUAAAGAAUGAAAUUACCAGGUUAACUACAGUAAAGGCGUUGACACUGAUUGCUGGGUCACCUUUGAAGAUAGAUUUGAGGCCUGUUCUGGGAGAGGGGGUUCCUAUCCUCGCUUCAUUUCUUAGGAAAAACCAGAGAGCUUUGAAACUGGGUACUCUUUCUGCCCUAGAUAUUCUAAUAAAAAACUAUAGUGACAGCUUGACAGCUGCCAUGAUUGAUGCAGUACUAGAUGAGCUCCCGCCUCUUAUCAGCGAAAGUGAUAUGCAUGUUUCACAAAUGGCUAUCAGUUUUCUUACCACUCUGGCAAAAGUGUAUCCUUCCUCCCUUUCAAAGAUAAGUGGAUCCAUUCUCAAUGAACUUAUUGGACUUGUGAGAUCACCCUUAUUGCAGGGUGGAGCUCUUAGUGCCAUGCUAGACUUUUUCCAAGCUCUGGUUGUCACUGGAACAAAUAAUUUAGGAUACAUGGAUUUGUUGCGCAUGUUGACUGGUCCAGUUUACUCUCAGAGUACAGCUCUUACUCAUAAGCAGUCUUAUUAUUCCAUUGCCAAAUGUGUAGCUGCCCUUACUCGAGCAUGCCCUAAAGAGGGACCUGCUGUAGUAGGUCAGUUUAUUCAAGAUGUCAAGAACUCACGGUCUACAGAUUCCAUUCGUCUCUUAGCUCUACUUUCUCUUGGAGAAGUUGGGCAUCAUAUUGACUUAAGUGGACAGUUGGAACUAAAAUCUGUAAUACUAGAAGCUUUCUCAUCUCCUAGUGAAGAAGUCAAAUCAGCUGCAUCCUAUGCAUUAGGCAGCAUUAGUGUGGGCAACCUUCCUGAAUAUCUGCCAUUUGUCCUACAAGAAAUAACCAGUCAACCCAAAAGGCAGUAUCUUUUACUCCAUUCCUUGAAGGAAAUUAUUAGCUCUGCAUCAGUGGUGGGCCUUAAACCAUAUGUUGAAAACAUCUGGGCCUUAUUGUUAAAGCACUGUGAGUGCGCAGAGGAAGGAACCAGAAAUGUUGUUGCUGAAUGUCUAGGAAAACUCACUCUAAUUGAUCCAGAAACUCUCCUUCCACGGCUUAAAGGGUACUUGAUAUCAGGUUCAUCAUAUGCCCGAAGCUCAGUGGUUACGGCUGUGAAAUUUACAAUAUCUGACCAUCCACAGCCUAUUGAUCCGCUGUUAAAGAACUGCAUAGGUGAUUUCCUGAAAACUUUAGAAGACCCAGAUUUGAAUGUGAGAAGAGUAGCCUUGGUCACAUUUAAUUCAGCAGCACAUAAUAAGCCAUCCUUAAUAAGAGAUCUAUUGGAUACUGUUCUUCCACAUCUUUACAAUGAAACAAAAGUUAGGAAGGAGCUUAUACGAGAGGUAGAAAUGGGUCCAUUUAAACAUACAGUUGAUGAUGGUCUGGAUAUUAGAAAGGCAGCUUUUGAGUGUAUGUACACACUUCUAGAUAGUUGUCUUGAUAGACUUGAUAUCUUUGAAUUUCUAAAUCAUGUUGAAGAUGGUUUGAAGGACCAUUAUGAUAUUAAGAUGCUGACAUUUUUAAUGCUGGUGAGACUGUCUACCCUUUGCCCAAGUGCAGUACUGCAGAGGUUGGACCGACUUGUUGAGCCAUUACGUGCAACAUGUACAACUAAGGUGAAGGCAAACUCAGUAAAGCAGGAAUUUGAAAAACAAGAUGAAUUAAAGCGAUCUGCCAUGAGAGCAGUAGCAGCACUGCUGACCAUUCCAGAAGCAGAGAAGAGUCCACUGAUGAGUGAAUUCCAGUCACAAAUCAGUUCUAACCCUGAGCUGGCGGCCAUCUUUGAAAGUAUCCAAAAAGAUUCAUCAUCUACUAACUUGGAAUCAAUGGACACUAGUUAGAUGUUUGUUCACCAUGGGGACCAUUACAUAUGACCAUACAGUGCACUGAAUUGACAGGUUAAUCAUAAGACAUGGAAAGAGAAGUGUCUAAAAGCUUCAAAAUGUUCCGCUUUUUUUUCCUUCAUGGAGACAGUUUGUUUGGCUUUCUUCCAUUGUUGUUUUUGUAGCAUUUAUUUCAGAAAUGUGUAUUUCCAUGAUCCAGAGGUUGUAAAACCACUAUUGUUUUAGUGGUUGCGGCAACAUUUAAAAUGGAAAUUAAAAGUUAGGAUUUUAUGGAGUAUGGAGGUAGGGUCCAGUAUCUAUUUACCCUGUAAUGUUUAGGAUUAAAAUGUUAAAAUUUUGUGACCAUGAAUUUCUUUCUUUUAUAUAAUUUUCUCAUUUAAAAAUCAAAAAUCUUGCAAAACAAAACCAUGUUUCUUUUUCUUGUAUAACUUUGUUUUCAGCGACAUAAAUUGAUUUUUAGCUGGCAGACAAGAAUAUCCAUAUAAGAUUUGUUUUCAUUUCAGAGGGUUUGGCAAUUUUAAAAUGAUAAUAAGGUAUCAUUUUUAAAAAUUAAUAUCCCUGUUGCGCACACUAAUUUUGCAUGAGCAAGUUUACAAAUAUGUAUUGUCUGUAAAGCAGCAUGUGCAGAUUAUUCAUAAUAUAGAAGUUAAAAUAAGUAUUAUUAGUGCAAUUUUCAGAUAUUUAUUUUUGCACAGAAAACACAUUAUCUGGAGAGAAAGAAAGGAGUAAAUUUUUGAGACUUUGGUUUUCUUAAUGCCAGUGUGAAUUUGCAGAUGUUUUCAGCAAAUCAAGUCACAGUAACAAUUUGCUACUUUUUUCUAUUAUAAAUCUUACACACUUAAAAUUUGAAUAUUUAAGUGCUCAGUUUUUCUCAGUUACCCAUUUGUGUGUGUGUGUGUGUUUCCACCUAGAAAUUCUUAAAACCAGAUUUUUCUUUCAUUUCCUUUGGAUGUCUACAUUCCUUAUCAAAGGAUAUAAAUACUGUGUAUGCUUUUGAAUUUUACUUUUAGGAAAAUUCUGAAGCCAGCUAUCACAGGUUUGUUAGCCUAAUAAUAGUAUUUUCUUUUAGUUGAGUUAGAUUUUUCCCCAUCUCCUGUAGAGCUAAUUUACAUAUUGUAUUUGGUAAGUGUUAAUUACUUUUCCUGAUUAAGGGAUCUGUGCUGGGGGAACAAAGCUUUUGCAGUACCUUAUAUUGUAGUUAAAAUUUUAUUUAACAUAUCCUUCAGUGAGCUCCUUUCACACUGUAGCCUCUUUUUUCAAAUUUGUGGUGCUCCUGUUACAGUAAGAACUAAUUCUGAAAUAAAAGACAUCUCCUAAUGCUGUGCAAACAUAGUUUACAUGUGUUGAAGGAGGCAGUUGUUAAAUUGAGUGACCAGUUUUAAGCAAUCAGAUAUUUGAAAACUGCACCCUUUAUUUUUGAAACUGUGAAUUAGAAACACUUUUCCUGCUGUAUUACUACCUGCUUUAACAUCCAAAUAUACAGUGAUUUUAAUUGAUAACAUACUGUGGUUUCUUAGAUUAACAGCUUGAUUUUGAAUGUUCAGGUGAUAAUGCAGAAGACAUAUCACUACUAGUAAGGAUUUCGACUAGUGCAUUGAUGUUGAAGUUGGUGCCGUUUCUAAAUGUGGCAGGUGAUAUCUUAUACCAUAAUUUGCAUAAAACUGUAAUUGAAGUUUAUUUUGAGAUGUUAGUAUAUUAUGUACUAUGCAUUUCUGUGGUAUAGAUGUUGUGGAUAUAUUUAAGUAUUUGGUUACAUAGUUUCACAAUAAAUUACAAUACCGCAGGCUCUAGGACUGAAUAGGAGACUGACAUGCAUAUGUUGUGUGAAUGUCUUAGUUGGGUUAAGUUAAAUCCCAAUACUUCAACUGGCUUUUUCUUCAGUUUAUUUGUUUUUAACUUUCAAGAUGCAUCUUUCUUUGUUUUGUUUUUUGUUUUUGUCUUGCAAGUCAGCUUUCUAACAGUUGAAAUUCUUUCAGUACUAAAGAAAUAGAUGCUGCUCUUUUAUAGCUUUAGUGUUGAGAUACCUAUUUAUACACAUUCAUUAACAGAAUGGGUAACAGAGCAAUGCUUAGAAUUUAAAUGCUUUGUCAUACUGAUGGUUAACUCCAUACUCCUAGUGGUGAUGUGGUCCAGAUACUGGAAUGGAUGUGGCAGGGUGUGGAGUCCAGACAUAGUCUACCACUAAUGCUGCUCACAUAAUAUUAAGGUGUUCUGGUUAGCAAUUUUCCACAUGUAGGUUCCUGAGGAGAUCUAAAAGUUAAUACAAAACCAAGGCGUUUAUUCAUUUUCAUGAGAACAUUUAAGUUAGUUUUGGUCUAACUGAUGUAUUUUAAAAGAAGGCAGAAAGGAAAUUUGGUAUGGCAGGGCCUGACCUAAAAGGUUAUUUAAAAAAUCAGUAGUACUGAAUGAUAAUUUUAUAAAUGAUGGUCAUGUAUUUUAUUAAUGAUUUCUGAAAGCUGUUUAACCAUAAGGAAUUAGAAUUCUUAAAGGGUUGGAAUAUGAUGAUUUCAUAAAAUGUCUGAAUAUUUACAUAAUUUUUAUGUAACCGUAAUUAAGCCAAAUUAGUCUUUUUUCUUCAUACUUGGGUAAGUAGUAAAGAAAUAACAUAGGAGCAUAUCUAAUUAACCAGUUCUAGUGGGUGUUCUGAUAUCUUUAGUUCAGUCUCAGACGUAUGAAUAUGAUUGUAUGGUCGUAAUUGAAGUACAAAAUGAGGAAGCAUACACAGUCCUCAGCCACUGAAAAAUUCAGUUGAGUUGUUUAUACUCCUGUAAGCUGUAAUUAGUCACAAGACAAAGUAUAUAGUAAUACUUUGUAAUGAAGUAACAUUUUUUGCCCACAUUAAUUUUAGUAAAGAUCUAAAUUGUUAAAAUGAAUUGCCAAUCUCUAGAUAUAUUAUGCUUAGUAAGUGUUUUGAAAUUAAAGACCUUAAACAUUUCAGCAAGUAAAUUUUGGAUUCUAGCUCUGUUUUAAAUUCAAUCCUAAUUUUCAAACCACUGCUACCCCAGAUUUAUUUAUACCUGUUUUGAAAUCUUGUUUAUGAAAUGGAGAAUUGACAGUAUGGUAACAGUUCAUUUACUAAUUAGACAAAGUGUAUUCAGGUUUUAACUGACUUUUCCAUUUCAAUAAAAUUCAUUUGAUACUUUUGGUUGAAAAAAUGGAACACAGUGGAAGUAUUUGGCUACAGGCUACCAAAAUCUAAUCAGAUAAGAUUGUUUUCUUAAAGGAAUUACAAAAUGAAAUUAUACAUUUUCCUUUUCCAAUAUAGUAAGUUGCUUGUUUUCCUAUUAAUACUAGAAAAGAUUUUGUAAACACCUUUGCUGUAGUUGCAGGCAAGAUCUUUCAGCAACAUGUUUUUGCUCCUUGUAACUGAGAAAGUUAGCUCUGAAUCCAGAAACUACUGAAGGGAGUAAUGCAUAUAAUUUUGCUUUGUUGGACCCUAGAAUGCCAGUGUAUCAGGUUUCAGAAUGAUUUUUAGUAGACAGAGAUACUUAAUUUUGUUUUUUGGAGUCUUAAUACCCUGUCCACUUCAUACCUUAUUAGUGGUGAUUUUAGCAAGUUUAAUUAUUUUGCUGAGAUCUUCGAAGAGAGAAAGCCUAUGCUAUGUAAAAUUACAUUCUUAUAGGAAGUAUUGGAAUUAAUUUGCUAUUACCAGUAAGUAAUGGUUGAUGGAUAUUGAAUGAUUUUAUUCUAGAAUGCUGUCACACAAAUAUUAAAGAACUGUACCUCAGGGCCAGAUGGAGGUUCAGGCCUGUAAUCUCAGCACUUUGUGAGGCCAAGGUCGGGGAUCACUGGAGGGCAGGAGUUGGAGACCAGACCUAGGCAACAUAGUGAGAUCCUGUUUCCAUGAGAAAAAAAAAAGAAAACAUGGAACCAUAAGAAUAAAUGAGAUGGCCCUAUGUAAAUGAGGAUUACGUAGAAUGAUAAGACAGGUGGGCUGAAAUACCCAGUGAACAAUAUUUAAGGGAAACUGAAGUACAAAUAGCCUUACAGGUUUUGUUUGUUUUUGAGACAAGGUCUCUCUUACUCUGUUGCCUAGACUGGAGUACAUAGCACGAACAUGGUUCACUGCAGCCUCAGCUUCCUGGGCUCAAGUGAUUCUUCCACCUCAGCCUCCUAGUAGCUGGGAGUAUAGGUGUGUGCCACCACACCCAGCUAAUUUUUUUAUUUCUUUGUAGAGACAGGGUCUCAUGACAUUGUCUAGGGUGAUCUCAAACUCCUGGGCUCAAACAAUCCUCAUGCCUCAUCCUCCCAAACUGUUGAGAUUAUUAUCACCUUGUCCAGCCCAAUGUUGAUUUCUUUUUGUUUUGUUUUGAGAUGGAGUCUUGCUCUGUCGCCCAGACUGGAGUGAAGUGGCUCGAUCUCAGCCCAGUGCAACUCUGCCUCCUGGAUUCCAGCAAUUCUCCUGCCUCAGCGUCCUAAGUAGCUGGGAUUACAGGCAUGUGCCACACCAAGCCUGGCUAAUGUUUGUAGUAGAGAUGGGUUUUUCAUCAUGUUGGCCAGGCUGGUCUUGAACUCCUGACCUUAGGUGAUCCACGCGCCUGGCCUCCCAAAGUGCUGGGAUUACAGGCGUAAGCCACUGCGCCCAAUCAGUUUCUUAAUCUAUACAUCUAGCCCACUCCAUGCCCCUGUUUCAGACUAUUAUAUCCAACUACCUGCCAUAUAUCAUAAAGGUAACUCAAAAACAGCAUAUAUAAAGCUGAACUCAUCUUUCUCUUUUUUUCCUGUCUCUUUGCUGAUGGCAUCCCAUUUCCCCAACCAUUCAAACUGUAAAUCUAAAAGCCUCACAUAGCAUGAGUUUGGAGGCAGAAUAUGAUAAAAAAUAAGAACUCUGGGAGGCCAAGGUGGGUGGAUCACUUGAGGUCAGGAGUUUGAGACCAGCCUGGCCAACAUAGCUAAUCCCCAUCUCUACUAAAAAAACACAGAUUAGCCAGAUAUGGUGGUGCAAGCCUGUAGCCCCAACUAUGUGGGAGGCUGAGGCAGGAGAACUGCUUGAACCCUGGAGGUGGAGGUUGCAGUGACCCAAGAUUGCACCACUAAACUCCAGCCUGGAUGACAGAGCAAGACCCUGUCUCAAAAAAAAAAAGAACAA